Molecule: messenger RNA, 4091 nt
Organism: Homo sapiens (human)
Lineage: Eukaryota; Metazoa; Chordata; Mammalia; Primates; Hominidae
Gene: PCTP
Product: phosphatidylcholine transfer protein
Exons: 7
Coding region: 2781-3224 (147 amino acids)
Biological process (GO): lipid translocation; lipid metabolic process
Cellular component (GO): cytosol
Molecular function (GO): lipid binding
Source: RefSeq, a predicted model, not a curated record
GUCUCAAGCUCUGGAGCUAGCGCAGGGGCGGUGCCUCCAAGUGACUGCCGUGCAGAUCCAGGGGAGUUGGAAGGUCACAGGAGUUCAGCCUCAGGUCAGGCCCGACGGGGCAUGUAGUUAGAAGUUAAUGACAGUUGAAACGUGGGUCAGCUGGUUCCUAGGCCCGUGCACACGUCUGCAAGGGACGUUGAUCCUCACUCUCCAAUGCGUGUCAGUGGCAUAUGGGGGCUGGGGUGGGGGAGGGGCGGUAUCUUAGGGCUUGGAUAUAGGAGGAAAAGAAACAGAACUUUUCAAGGACUGGAUGUGCAGGGUGGUGUCAGGGGUUGCCGAGAAGGGCCCUACUGUUUUAGUGACUCGUUUCUUUUGGUUGUUGCCCCUUCCUUCCAAGUUGCUCUUAAUAAGUUGAGUCCGAAUCUUCAGGCAGGAGUAAAGAUGUAGGAGGAAUGGGAUUGGUUGUUGAAGUCUUUGGAAUCAGGUAGCCAUCCAGGUGGAAGGCAUUGCCCCUGAGGCCUGUCAUCCAAGGCUUGUCAUCAGUUGCUUUGUGUAAUAGUCGCAGCAUGGCAAGUAGGUUAAAAGUCGCCUGCAGGUAAUGUGGGUGAAACUGAAGUUUCCUAAUACAGGACCAGGAUAUUAUAGUGUUAGAGUUAGGAGGAUACCUCAUGCUCACCUGGUUAAACCCCAGGUUUCAUAGGUGAAAGCAACAGGCCUCAAGGGUGAAGUCACUCCUGAAAUGGCCCAGAUAAGUGAAUAGCAGAGGUGGGAUUGGAGGGUUCAUGAUCUUGUGAAUGUCAAACAUGUGGUUGCCUUUUUAGGCACUUGCAUUUUUGUUUACAUCAAAUAUAGUGUUUUUAUAUUUUAAAACAGAAAACAAACGUUUGCAAUAUUUAGAAGUUGCUCACCUGUUAAACAGGAAUGAAAACUCUGCCUGUCUCAUUGCAGGAAUGAAAACUCUGCCUGUCUCAUUGCAGGGUUGUUAGGGGGUUCAAAUCCAAUCUGUCAGAUAUGUGUGAAAAUUUGAUAGCUGUAAAUAACUCUACAAUGCACAGGACAGUGACCCCAUACCUCUCCCGGGGAAGAAUUAUCCAGUCCCAAAUUGUAAUAUUGCCAAGGUCAAGAAACCCUACUCUAAAUAAAUGGAGAAUAUAGGUAUUAUGAAGAAAUUUCCUGUCUAAAUACAUAUAUAUUUGCUUUGGAUGCAGUCCGUCCCUCUCCAGUUAGUGGGACUGUAAAACAUGCUAUUUGGAAUACUUACAAAUUAGUAGGGCUGGCCUUUACAUAAUCCAGAACACAGCAGAUACUGCAAGUGGCUAAGCUGCCAUAUUUACUUUUUUUCUGUAUACAGAUGUUAUAUCUUGAUGGAUUACUCACUCAACAAACUCUGAAUGCUUGCUGUGUACUAGGACCAUUGGGUUUAACAAGAUGAUCAAGAAGUUCACAGUCUAGAACAGGCAGAAUUAAUUUCUUAGGGUAACUUUAAAAGGUACCUUAGUUUGAAAAUUGAUACAUUUUCAGAAAAAGUCUUUCUUUUAAUUUUUAUUUUUUAGAGAUGAGGCCUUGCUAUGUUGCCCAGGUUGGUCUUGGAACUCCUGGGCUCAAGCAGUCCUCCUGCCUCAGCCCUCAGCCUCCCAAAGUGCUGGGAUUACAGGGAUGAGCCACCACACCCAGCCAGGCAAAAUUCUUUUAUCUUCUCUGCUAUUCCAUUUUUCUUACCAGCCACAUCAAGGCUUUGGCCAAGUUUUGUUGAUUCAACUGCUCAGACGUGUCUAGCAUCUGGCUUAUUUCCUCCCAUUUUCUUUCCUUUAUCUUUGCUACUUUGGGUACUCAGCACCCCUCACUUAGAAUUGCAGUGACCUCUUAACUAGUUUUUGGCCUACCAGCUCUCUGCUCCUGUCUAUCCUACACCUUCCAGUGCAGUCAAACAUCUGAGAAGCAGUGAUCUUAUCACUACCUUUUCAGUGGCCUAUUGAUUGCAGAAAUAAUAAUAAUCAUCACUGUAAUAGCUAACAUUUAUUGCAUGAUUUCUUAUAAUUCAGGUGCUAAGUGUUUUGGAAGUAUUGAUUUACUCAAUCCUUGCAUCAACCCUAUGAUAAGGUACUAUGAUGAUCACCUUUUUACCUAUAUAUAAAUGAAUGCAUAGAAAGGUUAAGUUGGUUUCUCAAGAUUCCAGCUAGGAUCCAAACCCAGCUGUCUGCCUCCAGUCCUGUGUCUUCAACAUGCUCCUGCAUUGCCUCUCCAAACAGAAGGCAAAUGCUGCCUGGUGGGUACACUGAACUAAUUUGGUCUCAACUCACAUUUCCAUCAUUCUCUCCCAUUACCAUAGACCUGACAUCUUCUCCUCUAGCGAGCCCAGACCGCUGUGCCAUCUUCCCUGUAUACAGACGAGGCAGUUGAGGUCCAGGGAAAGUCAGUGGCAUAUACAAAGCACACGGCUAAGAAGUGGUGAAUAAAACUGGGAUUUAGAUCCAAGUCCAUCUGCCCAUGAAGCCCCUACUCUUUCCCCAAGCCACACACACUCUUUUUCUAAUAAAGCUUCCAGCAUGUGGGAUGGACCGUCUUAGGAGGGUGAGUCCUCAUUAUUGGAAGUACAGUACUGUGUUGGAGAAAAAACUCAAACUGUUUUUUUCAUUAUCUCAACAUCACCAACAACACAGAAGCACAGAAGACUCCUGUGACCAAAUGUCUGAGGAUUUCUCUCCAAACACCAAAAGACUGGACUUUAUGAGUAUAAAGUCUUUGGUGUUCUGGAGGACUGCUCACCAACUCUACUGGCAGACAUCUAUAUGGACUCAGAUUACAGAAAACAAUGGGACCAGUAUGUUAAAGAACUCUAUGAACAAGAAUGCAACGGAGAGACUGUGGUCUACUGGGAAGUGAAGUACCCUUUUCCCAUGUCCAACAGAGACUAUGUCUACCUUCGGCAGCGGCGAGACCUGGACAUGGAAGGGAGGAAGAUCCAUGUGAUCCUGGCCCGGAGCACCUCCAUGCCUCAGCUUGGCGAGAGGUCUGGGGUGAUCCGGGUGAAGCAAUACAAGCAGAGCCUGGCGAUCGAGAGUGACGGCAAGAAGGGGAGCAAAGUUUUCAUGUAUUACUUCGAUAACCCGGGUGGCCAAAUUCCGUCCUGGCUCAUUAACUGGGCCGCCAAGAAUCAGAGCAGAACCAAGCGGGAAGCUCAGAAUCAGAGAGACCUCAUCAAGUUUUUGGCAAACCCAAACAUUCUGCAAUAGAUUGAGUGGAAGGAAGAGGAAGGACAUAAAGAUAAAGACAUGAGAAAAGAAGCUGAGUCUUUGUUGAAACACUGAAAUGGGUGCAGACUCUUCAAAAUACUCUUCAGUGGCUUUGUUUCCAAAUGAAAACCAGAAAAAUGAUGCUGGAAUUUCAUAGAGGCAGCGGCGGAUGGAAGAGGGCUCCUCCUGUCUAUAACCAUGGGAAUAUUGUUUUUGAUUGUAGACCAACUAACUGCAAAGAGAGAAGACACAUAAAUAAGACAAGCCCUGGAAAGCACAUGUGGUGUGACGGUGUCCUGCCAAAGCUGAGAAGACACAAAUAAAAAGUAAUUAUUUACUCUUUGUAAGAGAGUGUUCUAAACCCAAGACACUGAUUCAUAGAUGCUAUCAUGGCCCUGUAAACACAUUAAAAAUCAAAUACAGGUUAUAUUACAUGUACCCAGUUCAUCUUACAAUGGUAAAGUCCAGAAAUUGUCAACAGUCUAAAAAAAUUCUAACUACUUGUCAUAUUAAUGAUGUGUAAUAAGGUAUAAUAUUGAUAAUAUUUUAUAUUAUAAUAAUGUUAUAUUAUCUUAUUUCUUCUAGUCUUGAUCUUGUUUGUUUUCAGGUCUUAGCCAUGAGGGCAUUUAAAAUGUUUUCUGAUUAUGUUUAAGGAUGAUUGCACUGCAUGAAAUCCUUCAGAGGCCUCACACUUCUUUUAGGAUAAGAUUCAAAUGGCUUAUGAAGCACUAGGAAGUCUUUUUGAUCUGCCCCCCUCCCCAUCUACCUCUCCAGACUCAUCCUGUGCCACUGUCCCACAGGCAUCCUUCCUGCUGCCAGAACAACUUUAUGCAGUUCCACGAAUAAACCGUGGUGUUUCAUGCGGCA